Messenger RNA from Emiliania huxleyi CCMP1516, 1401 nucleotides. RefSeq lists its product as hypothetical. Bases 1 to 1401 code for a protein of 466 amino acids. NCBI's taxonomy places the organism in Eukaryota, Haptophyta, Isochrysidales, Noelaerhabdaceae. The record is from RefSeq and is a predicted model, not a curated record. The transcript is spliced from 2 exons.
AUGACAAUCCUGCUGAAACAGCUCCACCUGUGGUUCGGCGAUGUGUGCCGCCACAUCGAGGGGGAGGAGGAGGCGAAGCGCCUCUACUCCAAGCUUUCGAACACGUCCCACCCGAGGAUCAAGGGCGACGCGCUGCGCUCGCGCUGUGCUCAGCAGGCGACCAACAGUGUGUGGGGCAAGCCCGACCCUGCUCUGAGCCGGUUCCAGAACGACGCUUUGGUCGCGGCGCGCGUGCUCGCCUUCCUCAACUCGAAGAGGCUCCCGGUGACCGCUGUGAGAGCCACGCUUCUGGCACACCAGAUCACGGACGCCGCCUCGCUCAGCCAGCGGGCGUGUGCCCAGCGGCUCUUCGACCACUGGACGCAGCCGCAGUCGCCGCCCUGCCCCGUCUGCGCUGCAAACGCCGCGCGUGGCUCUGUCGCAGCCCGCUCUCCUCAGCGUGCAGGAGUGGGCACCGGAAGGGAGGGGAGUGACGGCGGCGGCGGCGGCGGCGGCGGCGGCGGCGGCGGCGGUAUUGGCGGCAGUGGUGGCAGCGUUGCCCGCGUCGAUGGCCGACAGCCUGCUGCCACGAGCGGAGCGCCGGCGUUGCCCGCCCACGGCCAGCCACCAACCAGCGCCUGCCAGCCCGCCACGCUCCAGCCCGCCACGCUCCAGCCCAACACGGACCCGGCUGCCGAUGCGCGCGCGGUGGCGGCGGCUGCUCCCGCGGCGGUGCCGGCGCCGCGGUGGGAGGUAGAGCUCAAGGGCGGGUGGGUGCCUGCCGACGCUCGCGUGCUCGCCGCCAUCUCGGACGCAGAAGCGGGCGGCCGCGGCGAGUACGAGGCUCGAGGCUUCAGCUACUCGGACGAGUCACCGAGCGGCGGGCAGUCGGAGGACGACGAGAAGACGGUGGUUGGGUGCGCUGCCGACGUGGGCCGGCUGAGCGACGUGGAUGCGGCCAGUCGUCCCUCCUCCUCCUUGGCGGCGGAGGAGGCGGCGGGAGCAGGGGCGGCGGCGGGAGCAGAGGCGGCGAGACAGCAACGCAAGAAGGGGAAGAAGCGGCGGCGGCAGCCUGGCGACGAGAAGGAGGAGAGCGACGAGGAGAGCCGCCGGCGCAGGCUGCUCGAGAAGAGUGAGAAGUGGAAGCGCGAGAUCAAUCAGUCGCUGCUGCAGCGCUACGCUGCUGACCGCGAGAGCCUGAGCGAGGAGGAGAAGGCGCGGGCGGAGGUGCUGCUGCUUCGGGACGAGAAGAAGCGGACCAAGCAGGCGGAGGCGCAGGCUGCGCCCCAGUUGGCCAAGGAGCUGAAGAAAGCUAACAAGGCUUUGAGGAAGCGCGAGAAGAGGAAGGACCGAGAGCGCGACAGAGACGCAGUCGCAGACGGAGCCGGCGGCGGUAUAAGCGCAAUGCGGUCUGAUGCUUGA